UAUAAGGCGAAAGGCGUCACUGUGAACAAAUUAGGGCGUAAUAGAAGACACGAAGCCGUAGAAGAGGGCUCUUUCGUUCUGCUGCAAAAUCUAUCGUUUAGAAUCACGAUGGAUCGGUACCAGAAGGUCGAGAAGCCAAGAACAGAGACGCCAAUUGAUGAAAACGAGAUUCGGAUUACCAGUCAGGGAAGGAUGCGUAACUAUAUUACCUACGCCAUGAGCCUGAUUCAGGAAAAAGGUUCAAAUGAAAUUGUUUUUAAGGCCAUGGGGAGAGCCAUCAACAAAACUGUAACAAUUGUUGAAUUGAUCAAGAGGAGAAUCGUGGGUCUUCAUCAGAAUACAGCAAUUGGAUCCACUGACAUCACUGAUACAUGGGAGCCACUAGAGGAAGGCUUGCUUCCUUUGGAGACAACAAGGCAUGUGUCAAUGAUUACAAUAACCCUUUCCAAGGAGGAACUUGAUACAUCUUCUGUGGGGUAUCAACCUCCGUUGCCAGCAGACCAGGUGAAGACAUCUGUUGAUUAUGAUUAUGAAGGAGAGGCUUCACCUAAUGGACGUGUUCGUGGUCGUGGUGGAAGGGGAAGGGGAAAGCCCAGAGUGAAUGGCUUUAUUUCAACUGAUUAUGAGGAUGGAGGCUGGGAUCGCAAUAGGGGAAAUGUUAGGGGCAGGGGUAGAGGAAGAGGGCGUGGAUUCCGUGGUCGAGGAAGGGGUGGGUACAAUGAUUCCCUGGUUGACAUGCAGCAAGAUGGAGGGUACAGCCAAGAUGCACCUUUUCAUGGCCGUGGUCGAGGCCGUGGCAGGGGAGGAUAUCGUGGGAGGGGUCGUGGCUUCAGACCCAAUGGGCCGCUGAUCCAGGCAGCUGCUUGAGGCAAUCAAGGGGUGACUUCAGUGACGUUUGCCUGAUCCGGUUUGAUGUUAUCGUACCCUUUUUUCCCCAGGACCUUGAACUGUAGGCAUUUUAUAACGUUUUUGUAGACUAGUUCAAAACUGCUACCUCAUAAAGGGUUCUUAUAGUUUCUGUAGUCUAGAUUGAAACUGCCGCCUCAUAAAGGCAGCUCUGUUAAUGUUGAAGACGUAGGUCAGAUAUUUGAACAGUUGUAGUUCUGUUUUGGUCCUGACGCUCAUUCUUUUAUUUAAUUUUCCCCAUAUUUGUCGAAUUAAUUUUGUCCCCAUUAAUAGUAGGAUAAUUUGCUUUUGUUUUUCCUUUUCUAUUAAUGGAAAGAAACUUGUGUA
Molecule: messenger RNA, 1233 nt
Organism: Prosopis cineraria
Lineage: Eukaryota; Viridiplantae; Streptophyta; Magnoliopsida; Fabales; Fabaceae
Exons: 9
Coding region: 109-867 (252 amino acids)
Molecular function (GO): RNA binding
Source: RefSeq, a predicted model, not a curated record